CUCAUUACUGGCAAGUUUGAACUUUGAACCAUGCAGACUCCAGACUUCUGAUACAGUUGAUAACUGAUACCGAUGGCAUUCACGCCACUAUUUUGUUUGUCCAGUAACCGCUUUCCUCUUCUCGUCUUCCGAGUUCCGGCCGCGCUAAUGUCUUUCCCUCUAAGAAUCUCCGGAAGGCAGAUUCCGGCAUCUCACCGAGAGUGUCUCAAAAUGUCUAGGGUUUUCACGCGCUUUUACUUUCUGCAUCCGAGAAGUGCUUCAAAGAAGCAGUACAUACCUCAACGUCUUUGCUCAACCACCGGCAAUGGCGACACUUAUGAUAUUUUAGAAGAUGGUCAUCGUGGCUCUUCUUCUGAUCAUGAGGGCAUGAAGGAGAAAAGCACAAGCCAGAAAGCUAAAACCUUUACAUCCAAUGAGACACUGAAGAAGCUGAGGAGAUAUGGCAUUGCUGGUAUUUUGUCAUAUGGGCUACUGAAUACUGUUUAUUAUCUUACGACAUUUCUCUCUGUCUGGCUCUUUGUUUUGCCGUCUAGUGGAAAGAUGGGUUAUGUUGCAGCUGUUGAAAGAUUUCUCAAAAUAAUGGCAAUGGUGUGGGCAGGAAGCCAAGUUACUAAGGUUGUCAGAGCUGGCGGGGCCCUUGCUCUUGCUCCUUUUGUCGAUAAAGGAUUGUCAUGGUUCACCGUAACGUUCAAGUUUGAAUCUCAAGGAAAGGCAUUUAUGGCAAUCGUGAGUCUCUGUUUUAUUCUGGCUCUUCUACUUUUCUUUGUGGUUACACUGCUUUGGGCAUGAUUCUUUUGCCUUUUUAGUGGUUUCUUUUCACAUUUGGCUCUUCGAUGAUUCGAUCAUUUCCAUUUUGGUACCAAGUUGAAGGCCCUCCUUUACAACAUGGCUUUCUGUUUUUUGAGCAUUCUUUUAAACUCUUUUGUUACUUUAUUCUGGGAGUAGGUUCUCUAUGAUUUUUUUUUUUGGCGGGCGGGGGGUUGCCAAGAGAAAGUUUGUGGCUGUCUAGAGGAUAUUGGUGAGGUUUUGAAAGUUUCAAUGGAAGUAGACAGUAUUUCUAUUGAGGUGAUGAAGUCAGAAGUCAGGUUAAAACUAGGGCUUAGUGGGCUGAAAGAGUUUAUGGUUAGUAUUCUUAUUGGAGUUUUAGUGU
Molecule: messenger RNA, 1150 nt
Organism: Nelumbo nucifera (sacred lotus)
Lineage: Eukaryota; Viridiplantae; Streptophyta; Magnoliopsida; Proteales; Nelumbonaceae
Source: RefSeq, a predicted model, not a curated record